AUGUCGUUGAACGACACCCUGAAUCUCGGUGGGAACACCACCGCAGCAGAACAGAAGAAUGGUCAAAGUGCUGGUCAAUUCGCUGCGUCCUUGGUCACUGCCAUUGCAGUGUUCGGGAUCCAAAUCGGAGUGUUUCUCGUCAUCAAGGACCGCUUCGCCAGAAUAUACCAGCCGCGGACAUACCUCGUCCCAGAAAGAGAACGGACCACCCCUUCACCCCCAGGCUGGUGGAAAUGGAUCAAGCCUGUGACUGCCACUUCAAACUCCGAAUUCGUCCAAAAGUGUGGCCUGGAUGCUUAUUUCUUCCUGAGAUAUCUGCGUACGCUGCUCAAAAUAUUUGUUCCGGCGGCCUUGGUUAUCUUGCCAAUUCUUAUUCCUCUCAACAUGGUCGAUGGUCGUGGGGCACAAUUUGCACUCGGCAAAAAUGAGAAUGAGAGCAAUGUGACGGGCUUGGAUCAGCUGGCUUGGGGGAAUGUCGCUCCCAACCACACAGGUCGAUAUUGGGCUCACUGGCUGUUGGCCUUGGGCCUUAUUGUCUGGAUAUGUUACGUGUCUUUCGACGAACUACGAGGCUACAUCCGAAUGCGGCAGGCAUACUUGACCUCCCCCCAACAUCGUCUGCGUGCCUCUGCUACCACUGUGCUGGUGAGCUCGAUACCUCAGAAGUGGUGCAACGUCGAGGCUCUUGAUGGCCUCUACGACGUGUUCCCUGGCGGACUGAGAAACAUCUGGAUCAACCGCAACUUUGACGAGCUCAGUGCCAAGAUAAAACGACGCGAUAAGCUCGCUAAAACUCUUGAAGCAGCCGAAACAGAGCUUAUUAGGAAAUGUUUCAAAAAGCACGAGGAGGGUAUUGCCAAAGCUGAGAAGGAGGCCGGCAAGAAACUCACCAAGGAGGAAAAGAAGCUGCGAGCUACCAUUAGGGAUGAAGCUGGUGAUCGAGCAGCCCAUGGCCAUGGAACCUCGACUGGAAACCCUCAUCAGAUUGAGCAUAACCUCCACGAUGUCAUCCACGGCCAUCAGGCUGGUUCUCACUCGGCGUCAAGCGAUGAUGAGGAGGACGAGAUUCCCGAGCCUCAGCGAGACCGGUUCAAUAUCCCCAUCAUUGGCGGAGGCAUAUCUGCGGUCACUCACGGUCUGGACAAAGUUGGCAAAGGAUUGCUGGGAGGUAUUCGUGGUGUCAACAAGGGCGUCACUGACACCAUCGACACCACCAAUGGUUUCGUGGCGGCUGAUGUCGAACAAAAGGAACUGGGCCGCAGUUCUCACGACGACAACGACGAAGUAGAAAGAGUCAGACCAACGGCAUCCAAGAACCACAAAGCAUACGGACAACCGCGAACAACACGUGCCAAAGAUGCCUCUGCAAAGAAUGACAGCUCACUUGACGACCGGGGAAGGACAAUGGAGAAUUCCACCGCUCAACGAUCCCAAAGCCCGAUCUCUCAAGGUAGUACAAUGGGGGGUGAAAAGGCUCGACCAGAAAAGCAAUUGACUAGAGUUGAAAAGCUCAAAAAAGCCAUAGGUCUCAGCUCAGACGAAAAGGAGCCAGUCGACUACCCAUCUGCGUUUGAAUGGAACUUUGACCACGACCCCGAUGAUGCAGUCUGGCGACGUUAUCUGAGCGAUAAAGAUCGCGAAACAAUGCGACUACCAAUAUUCGGCUGGCAAUGGAUGCCUUCGCUGCCUCUAAUGGGCGAAAAGGUUGACACCAUUCGAUACUGCCGAAAGGAGGUUGCCAGGCUCAAUGUCGAAAUAGAGGAUGAUCAAGCCCAUCCUGAACGGUUCCCACUGAUGAACUCCGCCUUUGUCCAGUUCAAUCACCAGGUCGCGGCACACAUGGCGUGUCAGGCUGUCAGUCACCAUCUGCCCAAGCAGAUGGCUCCACGCUUGGUCGAGAUCGAUCCCAAUGAUGUGAUUUGGGACAACAUGUCGAUCCCAUGGUGGUCUGCAUAUAUUCGAACAGGCGGGGUUGUCGCUAUUGUGGUUGGUAUGAUCAUCCUCUGGGCCAUCCCCAUCGCUUUCACGUCGGCUCUUUCGCAGCUCGAGACUGCUGCAAAGACGUGGGAGUGGCUUCAUUGGGUUCUCAAGAUUCCUGCUUGGAUCCGGAGUGUCCUUCAAGGUGUGUUGCCCGCGGCAUUGCUCGGUCUGCUACUGUUCCUGCUCCCUCUAAUCCUUCGUUUCCUGGUGCGAUGCCAGGGAACACCGUCUGGGAUGCUGGUGGAACUUUCGGUUCAACGCUACUACUUUUGCUUCCUGUUCGUCCAGUUGUUCCUGGUCGUCUCAAUCGCCUCUGCGUUGACCCAGUUCUUUGCGCUUUUCACGAGCGUAGACGGCUGGACCAACGUCCCGAGUCUCCUGGGCAACAACAUCCCAAAGGCCAGCAAUUAUUUCUUCUCAUACAUGCUGCUCCAGGCCUUGUCAGUGAGUGCUGGAGCCCUGCUGCAAGUGGGCUCACUCAUCGGAUGGUUCGUCCUCGCCCCUCUCUUCGACAAUACAGCCCGGGCCAAAUUCACACGACAGACUCAAUUACAAAACAUCCAGUGGGGAACAUUCUUCCCUGUGUACACGAAUCUGGCUUGCAUCGGUUUGAUCUAUUCCGUUAUCUCGCCCCUGAUCCUUCUCUUCAACAUCGUCACCUUCUCGCUUUUUUGGUUUGUCUACCGGUAUAACACACUUUACGUCAAUCGCUUUACUCGCGACACAGGUGGUCUUUUGUAUCCCAACGCCAUUAAUUUCACCUUUGUUGGUGUCUAUGUGAUGGAGGUUGCUCUGAUUGGCAUGUUUUUCUUGGUCAGAGAUCAACACGGGAACGUCGCUUGCUCAGGCCAGGCAAUCGGGAUGAUUGUGAUCCUUAUCCUCACCGCCGGUUACCAGUUACUGCUAAACAACGCUUUCAGCCCAUUGUUUAGAUACCUCCCGAUCACUCUGGAAGAUGAUGCAGUCCGACGAGACGAGGAAUUUGCUCGAGCAAUGCAAAGGAAACAUGGACUCAUUGAGAACGAGAAUGAAGAUGAAGAUCUCGAAGACCAGCUGGAGCGUAACGAGCGACAGUCGAUGGAGGAAGACCGCCAACAACACGAGAUCGAACUGCAAGACAUUGAAAAGGGUAGACAGGACAGACUCGAACGACAAAGGUCUCAGAAGUUGCCUGAGCUUGAGCCAUACGAGUUUCAGAAUCCAGAGAUCGCGAUGAAUUUGGACCAGGAUAGCAGAGGUGUACGAAUGAUGAAAGCAGCCGCCCAGAUGACAGCCGACAAGACGAAAGGCCUAGUGCCGCGCAAUAUUUCUCAGAGAAACAAUCGCAAAUCCUGGGCCGACCGGGAUAACACAAGGAACCGUCGAGCAUCGAACUUUGGUGAAUGGGAGAAUCCCUCACAAAGUAGAAGCCUAUCGCAAGUCGGUGGAGCAUCGAAGCGUCAGUCUCAUCAUUUGCAACAACCAAAGGGUGUCUUUGACAAGCUCAACAACUUCAACCCGGUCACGGGCAAUGAGAAGGACAUUGAAGCACAACGUGCGGCCCGGAACCAACUUGCCGAUGCUCUUUUUGGAGGAGUCAAUGACGAACUGGAGGAUCUGACCCCGGAAGAGCGCGAUCAACUCGUGCAGAGGGCUUUCCAACACAGUGCACUCCGAGCCAAAAGACCUGUCAUCUGGAUUCCUCGGGAUGAACUCGGCGUUAGCGACGACGAGGUGCACCGGAUGGGCCGCUUCAGCCAACACCUUUGGGUGAGCAAUGUCCGACAGGGUCUUGAUUCCAAAGGCCGGUGUGUCUACAGUGGCGCUCCGCCUGAUUUCAGCGAGGUGGAUGUGAUCCAGCUCUAA
Fonsecaea pedrosoi CBS 271.37 is the source of this 3825-nucleotide messenger RNA. RefSeq lists its product as uncharacterized. Gene Ontology annotation, molecular function: calcium-activated cation channel activity. Bases 1 to 3825 code for a protein of 1274 amino acids. The transcript has a single exon. Gene Ontology annotation, cellular component: plasma membrane. Lineage: Eukaryota; Fungi; Ascomycota; Eurotiomycetes; Chaetothyriales; Herpotrichiellaceae. The record is from RefSeq and is a predicted model, not a curated record.